Messenger RNA from Nomascus leucogenys (northern white-cheeked gibbon), 1795 nucleotides. RefSeq names its product serine protease 44. The record is from RefSeq and is a predicted model, not a curated record. Gene Ontology annotation, biological process: proteolysis. Gene Ontology annotation, molecular function: serine-type endopeptidase activity. NCBI's taxonomy places the organism in Eukaryota, Metazoa, Chordata, Mammalia, Primates, Hylobatidae.
AUGGCGUCCCAGGGCGGCAGCUCCCUGGGGCUCUUGGCCUGGUUCUUGCUUCUUCAGCCAUGGCUCGAAGAGGCCUGGGCAGGCAGGGUGGGUGCGCAGGAAGGCGUAGCACCGCUCUUCCCCUCCGCUCUCCCCUCAGGGCCAGGCGGCCAGGACCCCGGAACGAGCGGAUGGGAGCCGCCACCCGUAGGGGCUCCAGGAUCCCCAGUGGCCCGCCAGUCCAGGGGGAACGCGGUGUCCCCCGCUUCGGUGUUACUUCCCUCAGCCUGUGGCCAGCGGAUUUCAAGGAUAACUGGAGGAUUGCCGGCCCCAGACUGGAAGUGGCCCUGGCAGGUGAGCCUGCAGACCAGCAACAGACACAUUUGCGGAGGCUCCCUUAUCGCCAGGCGCUGGGUGCUCACUGCCGCCCACUGCAUCUCUGGCCAUCUGGAAUACACAGUGAAGCUGGGAGACACAAAUGUGCAUCAUCGCUCCAAAACAGCACUUGUGGUCCCAGUUCGUGACAUCGUUAUCCACCGAUAUUUUACGUCUCCUGCAAUAAUUGAAAAUGACAUUGCCCUUGCUCUGCUUGACUUCCCUGUGAAUUACUCCACGCACAUCCAGCCUGUGUGCCUCCCUGAACAGGCUUUCAUGGUGCAAGCUGAUACGAAGUGCUGGGUGACCGGACGGGGCAAAGUAAAUGAAACAGAAAAGAUAGUAACUGAGCUUCAGGAGGCUGAGCUAAGCAUUAUGCUUCAUGAGAAAUGUAAUGAGGUGCUCAAGGAAAAGAUGAGAAUGAGGAAUGAAUUGGUCAAGAAAGGGACCAUCUGUGGCUAUCAUGACCAAGGGAAGGAUGCCUGUCAGGGAGAUUCUGGGGGGCCCCUGGUCUGUGAAUUAAAUGGCACAUGGGUCCAGGUGGGGAUUGUGAGCUGGGGCGUUGGCUGCGGUCGCGAAGGAUACCCUGGAGUUUACACAGAAGUUAGUUUCUACAAGAAAUGGAUUAUUGAUCACCUGAGACAAGCUUCCUGUUUGAAUUCAACAGACUUCCUCAUCCUAGUCCUGUGUCUGGUGAUGCCCCUGGGCAUCCUGGUGACCCCGUGAUCAGACCCCAUUCCACUCUUCUGCUGUUUCUGAGUCUCACACUUAGGUGUCUCCUCUGACCAACCUCCCACCGCUUCUCAAUGCCUUUUCCGCAAAUCCCAGUUGGAAUCCACGGGCCCUCUGGAGAUCCGUACGAUAGAGCAUGGCAGGGAGACUGGGGCCUGGAAAGUGCCCCUGCCUGGUGCUCUGAUCACCUGCCUCAGCCAUGCCUGCACCAGGGCUGUGCUGUGGCUGGUGGGAAGGAGGAAGUGAACCGAUUCCAGCUAGAGGGCCAGCUGCCCUGUCAGCUGGGCCACGGUGACUCAUCAAUAUCUGGAGGAACAUCUAUCAAAGAAGAGACAUCAUCAAUGGUGAAGCAAGCGUUAGAUGGUUCUGGUUUCAGGGCUCCCACCUGAGACCUUGUGAGAGCAGCCAGCUGGGUGAUUGCUCAGAGAGAGUGAAGGAGGUGUUACCAGGUCCUUGCAGAGGUGUGAGGCCUGGGACUUCCACUCUGGCUUAGUUGUCUGGGGCUGGGAGAAGUUCCCCUGCAGCCCAGUGUGGAUCCAUCUGUGAGUGGACAGCCUCUGCCACACCAGCUCUCUUGGGGCAACCCAUUCUUGCAACUCUUUUCUCAGUGCCCUAGUGGCCACUUUCAGGGACACUACAAAUUGUAUUGAGUCUGUUAUGGGGUGUGGAGUUUUUGGAAAUCAACUAAAUAAAUGUUUGGAGAGUCUCC